AUGCCUGGGGAGGUAGCUAUGGAAACGGCCAGCUCUCGUUUGUAUGGCGCGGCGACAGAGGGAGCCAAUGAGGACGAGCAUCCCGGCGCGUCUUUGCUCCCCUGGAGGAUGGUCAAGGAUGGGUUGCUGACGGGCGGGCGAUGGACCUCAGAGUCAAAGGAUGCGAAAUCACCGGAACUGACAAAGGUCCGGAGGGAACUUGACAGGCCGCCUCCGCCUCCGCCUCCGCCUCCGCCUCCGCCUCCGCCUCCGCCUCCGCCUCCGCCUCCGCCUCCGCCUCCGCCUUCUCCGCCUCCGCCUCCGCCUCCGCCUCCUCCGCCUCCGCCUUCUCCGCCUCCGCCUUCUCCGCCUCCGCCUCCGCCUUCUCCGCCUCCGCCUUCUCCGCCUCCGCCUCCGCCUUCUCCGCCUCCGCCUCCGCCUUCUCCGCCUCCGCCUCCGCCUCCUCCGCCUCCGCCUCCUCCGCCUUCUCCGCCUCCGCCUCCGCCUUCUCCGCCUCCGCCUCCUCCGCCUUCUCCGCCUCCGCCUCCGCCUUCUCCGCCUCCGCCUCCUCCGCCUUCUCCGCCUCCGCCUCCGCCUUCUCCGCCUCCGCCUCCUCCGCCUUCUCCGCCUCCGCCUCCGCCUUCUCCGCCUCCGCCUCCUCCGCCUUCUCCGCCUCCGCCUCCGCCUUCUCCGCCUCCGCCUUCUCCGCCUCCGCCUCCGCCUUCUCCGCCUCCGCCUCCUCCGCCUGCUCCGCCUCCGCCUCCGCCUUCUCCGCCUCCGCCUCCUCCGCCUUCUCCGCCUCCGCCUCCGCCUUCUCCGCCUUCUCCGCCUCCGCCUCCUCCGCCUUCUCCGCCUCCGCCUCCGCCUUCUCCGCCUCCGCCUCCUCCGCCUCCUCCGCCUUCUCCGCCUCCGCCUCCGCCUUCUCCGCCUCCGCCUCCUCCGCCUUCUCCGCCUCCGCCUCCGCCUUCUCCGCCUCCGCCUCCUCCGCCUUCUCCGCCUCCGCCUCCGCCUUCUCCGCCUCCGCCUCCGCCUUUUCCUCCUCCGCCUCCGCCUUCUCCUCCUCCUCCUUCUCCUCCUCCUCCUCCUUCUCCUCCUCCUCCUCCUUCUCCUCCUCCUCCUCCUCCUCCCCCUCCUCCUCCUCCUCCCCCUCCUCCUCCCCCUCCC
Messenger RNA from Penaeus chinensis, 1143 nucleotides. RefSeq names its product basic proline-rich protein-like. Lineage: Eukaryota; Metazoa; Arthropoda; Malacostraca; Decapoda; Penaeidae. The transcript is spliced from 2 exons. The record is from RefSeq and is a predicted model, not a curated record. The annotation marks the transcript as partial.